Molecule: messenger RNA, 1941 nt
Organism: Ictalurus punctatus (channel catfish)
Lineage: Eukaryota; Metazoa; Chordata; Actinopteri; Siluriformes; Ictaluridae
Gene: nitr10
Product: novel immune-type receptor 10
Exons: 6
Coding region: 532-1284 (250 amino acids)
Biological process (GO): response to bacterium
Source: RefSeq, a predicted model, not a curated record
UAACAUCUUUAAAAAGAAAGAAAGAAUGAAAGUAACCUUUUCUACUGUAAACCUUUCUAGUGUCUACAUCUUAAAUAAUACAGAUGAGCGUUUCCACCAAGUGUCCGAUGAUUACCGUAAAACCCCAUAUAUACGCUCACUCCAGGUUCUACCUUAGACAAAUGAUUUGUGAAAGGACCAUACUGAAACUGUACUGCGUCCCCCUCCCCCACAGCGGGAUUACACAUUAUUCCUCUUUGGGGUUGUUAGAUCUGCUGACCUAAAAGCACUUCAUUAAACUUCUUCUCUCAGAGAGGUUCCAGCACACAGGACUGAUAGAGCUCCAGUACAUCAUAUCUGUAAAGUCAUGUGACUCAUCACAGCAUCAGAAUAGACAAGAAUUCACUGUGAGCUUCACAUCUCAUUACAGCUAAUGGACCAAUCAAAUCAGUCCACAGCUUCAAAACAUCCAAUCAGGCGUGAGUCUGGACCUGCUUUUCUACUGAACUCACAAGUUCAUUACCUCACUAUCACUUUGUCUAAACAGGAACGAUGAUCACACUCUUUGUCGCGCUUUACUCUCUUUUUUCUCUCUGCACAGCUGUAAACACUUCUGACAUCAAGGAGCUUCAUGUGAAAACAGUAAAGCGUGGAGAAAAUGUAACUAUGGAGUGUAGCAUGAGCAAGGGCAAAGACAAAGAUAAGUUAGCUUGGUACAGACAGAGUUUUGGAAAAGUUCCUCAGUAUUUUGUAAGAUAUUACAGCUCCAAUAGUGGCUACAAAUUUGCAGAGGGAUUUAAAGAUAGCCACUUCAGUAUGACUGUAAAUGACCAGAAGUUUGAUCUCAACAUUAUCGGAACGAGAGAAGAUGAUGGAGGAGAAUAUUUCUGUGGAGAAGUGGAGGGAAUUAUAAUAAAGUUCACAUCUGGAACACGUCUGCAGUUUGAAGGUGAAGAGAUGAAACACUGUCCUACACCUGGAACGGUUAACAACAACACAGAUUCUGUUACACGGUCCAAUGAGGGUUCAAAGAGCAGUGAUGGAGAAGGAGCCGACAUUUGGAUUAUUGUCUUAUUGUCUCUGUUGUUUGUAUCUCUUAUUGUAAUCGUGUUUCUGCUUGGAGUUUUAUAUAAAAAUCAGAGAAAAGGUGCUUCAUCAAGAAACCAUCAAACUCCCACCAAUCAGGCUGAUGAUGAAGAUGUCUUGAACUAUGCAGCUGUGAGUUUUGCUAAGAAACCUUCAUCCUCCAGAACAUCCAGAGACAAGAGCCAUGAAGACGUUUAUGCACAAGUUAAAAUAAAAUAGAUAAAGACAAUGACUUCAGACUUGAAACACAACCAAAAUGUAAGUGUUAUUGCCGUUUCCAUGGUGACUCCUAACAUCAUUCCUCUACUGAUUUGCUUCACUUCAUGGAUGAAGCUUUAAAAAAUAUUUCUGAUCAAAAUCCUACAUCCUGCUGUUUUUUUCUUUCUUGAAUGAAAGUCUUAUAUUUGGGAUUUUUUCUCAGCAUUUUCUCUUGCACAUGAUUUCUAGAAUGUAAAAGAACAUUUUGUUUGAUUCUGAAGGUUAAAGGAUUAAAGAACGGCUCAUGGUUCACAUCUUGCUUUAACUUGUGUUUUUAAUUUAUUUUGCUUUGAAACAUAGGAGUUUUAUAAAGAGGAUAAAUCUGGUGAAUAUCGUAAUUAAUGUAGAUUAUCUGAACAUUUAGUAGUCAGUACAUCUGUAAAUGUAAAACUUUUAUACAUUUGAACAAUUUUCCAGAAAUACUGAGGACCUUUAAGAGGGCUGAGUAUAAAGACGAGUGUUUACUGCAUUACUGAUGAGAUUCCACUGUUUAACCUGAAAUUAAUCUCCAGGCAAUAAAUAUUCAAUUUCAUUAGAAAUGUAUAUUGAUGACUGAUGAAGUGUCGAGGUUUUAUUUAUCUUAAUGUUUUUACACAAUUUACAUUGUGCCUCCUUAAU